CGUUACUUGAUAUAUUUUAUUACUAACUCAGAAGCAGCGGUGAACACUCAAGCAAACGUUCAAUUUAAUAUAAAAUGUCUAAAACAAAUACUGAUGGAAAGGUAACAAAAACUAUUGUCACGUCGCCGCAUAUUUACAAACCCGUGGGACCUUACAGCCAAGCAAUUCUAGCAGAUAAGACUCUUUAUGUUUCGGGAGUACUGGGGUUAGAUCAACAGGCUCAGCUUGUAUGUGGUGGUGCGGAGGGUCAAACUCGACAAGCAUUGGACAAUUUAAAGCACGUUUUGGAAGCAGGCGGCUCCUCUCUUGCGGGGGUUUUAAAAACUACCAUUCUACUGAGCAACAUGGACGAUUUCCAAGCCGUUAAUCAAAUUUAUGCGCAAUAUUUUCCAAAAGAUUUUCCGGCGCGUGCUACGUACCAAGUAGCUAGGCUGCCUCUCGGCGCUGCGGUAGAAAUUGAAGCCAUUGCCCUGAGUGGAGACCUCGUCAUAGCUGAAGCAGGUCCAUGCCCCUGUGCCCGCAUCUAAUAUCCCAGUACAUUAGGAAAAAAUAUCAUACUCAAAACACAAUUAAAUAAAUGAUCAAAUGACAUUAACCAUAA
This is a messenger RNA of Vanessa atalanta (red admiral), 601 nucleotides long. RefSeq names its product 2-iminobutanoate/2-iminopropanoate deaminase (gene UK114). Gene Ontology annotation, cellular component: cytosol. The coding region runs from base 75 to 527 and encodes 150 amino acids. Lineage: Eukaryota; Metazoa; Arthropoda; Insecta; Lepidoptera; Nymphalidae. Gene Ontology annotation, molecular function: deaminase activity. The transcript has 3 exons. The record is from RefSeq and is a predicted model, not a curated record.